Molecule: messenger RNA, 1203 nt
Organism: Enterobius vermicularis (human pinworm)
Lineage: Eukaryota; Metazoa; Nematoda; Chromadorea; Rhabditida; Oxyuridae
Source: the annotation of a GenBank genome assembly
CUGUAUAAAAUUUCUGCUUCCUUAUUCACUCUUACCAUUUUUGCAGAUAAGACUUGGGAAGAACGGUGGAUACAGUCAAAGCACAAGGAUGAUUAUGGGAAGUUUAAACUUUCACAUGGAAAGUUUUAUGGUGAUGCAAAAGCUGAUUUAGGACUUCAGACGUCUCAGGACGCCAAAUUUUACUCACUUGCAACAAAGUUCAAGAAGUUUUCUAACAAAGGAAAAAGUGUUGUUAUUCAGUUUACUGUGAAACACGAACAGAACAUUGAUUGCGGUGGUGGCUAUGUUAAGGUAAUGGCAUCAGAUGCUAAUUUGGAAGAUUUUCAUGGGGAAACACCGUACAAUGUGAUGUUUGGCCCAGAUAUUUGCGGUCCUGGAACGAAGAAAGUUCACGUUAUUUUCAGCUACAAAGGAAAAAACCACCUAAUCAAGAAGGACAUACGAUGCAAGGAUGAUGAAAUGACCCACAUGUAUGGUCUUAUCUUGAAUCCAGAUAACACGUAUGAAGUCCAAAUCGAUGGCGAGAAAGCCGAGAGCGGUGAUCUUGAAAGUGAUUGGGAUAUGCUCCCACCAAAGAAAAUUAAGGACCCAGAUGCCAAAAAACCAGAGGACUGGGACGAACGUGAAUAUAUUGAUGAUCCUGACGACAAAAAGCCGGAAGAUUGGGACAAGCCAGAACACAUUCCAGAUCCGGAAGCCAAGAAACCCGAAGACUGGGAUGAUGAAAUGGAUGGCGAGUGGGAACCUCCUAUGAUUGACAACCCGGAAUUCAAGGGAGAGUGGAAACCAAAACAGAUAAAGAAUCCGGCAUACAAGGGCGUUUGGAUUCAUCCCGAAAUUGAUAACCCAGAAUAUACGCCAGAUGAUGAGCUUUAUUUAUAUGAUGACUGGGGAGCGGUUGGUUUCGACCUAUGGCAGGUCAAGUCAGGAACUAUUUUCGACAAUAUUAUCAUCACUGAUUCGCUGGAUGAAGCAAAGGUUUCUAUGCUUAGUAACUACUUCAAGAAACUAGUGGUUGUCAACCUUGAAUAUUUCUACUAUUUUGAAACUUUACAGAAAUUCGCCGCUGAGACGUAUGAGAAGACGAAAGUUGGGGAGAAAAAGAUGAAGGAGAAGCAGGAUGAGGAAGAAAAGAAGAAGUUGGAGGAGGAAGAGAAGAAACGAAAGGAGGAGGAGGAAAAGAAGAAGCACGAUGAACUGUAG